CGAGUCUUCCCUAGCACCUUGCAUUGUUUCCAGCAUCUUGCUGCCUUCCUUUUGCCUCCCCGCCUAUCUUUGGAAACCUGCCCGACUUGUGUCUCAGCCAAUGACACAUGUUGCCUUCCCUUCACGGUGAGAGAGAUUAGAACCAGCCAGGACAGCCUCAGCACUUACAAAUGCAACUGACAGGCUGAGGACAGAAACAAAUCUGACUGUUUUGCAACAUCAGGUCCACAGAGUUCAAACCAGAGCCGAAGCAAAAGCGACGGCACUGAGAAGAAUGACACUGGGACAAACAGAUACCAUAGUGCAGGAGAGACAGGUGACAACUGGAGAAUGGCCGGCUGCUGUCCUUCCACAAGAGCCUUCCAUUACAGCCCAGAAGUGCCUUCCAGAGCAAGAUUCUGCUGCUAAAGUGGACUCCAGUUCAUCUGAGAACCCAGAAGACACAGAAGACAAUGAGGAGUUUCUAGAGAAGCUCAUGUCCAUUACCUCAGACAGCUUACCUCAGCUGGAGAUCGAGGAGAGGUACAGCGUCACUAAGGAACUAGGGAGUGGCUCCUAUGGACACGUUCUAGAGGUUCAGCACCGUGAGAGAGGGACCUUAAUGGCGCUGAAGAUAAUGUUGAAGGAGCGCACAGGGAGACGAGAGUUUCUGCGGGAAUAUUGUAUCUCUCUCUGUCUUUCCUCACAUCAGAACCUUGUUCGGUCCAGUGGUAGUGCUUUCGAGACAUCCACACAUUACGGAUUUGCACAAGAGCUGGCACCAGCUGGUGACCUCUGCGCUAUUCUGAAUUCAGGGGAGGGCCUUCCUGAAGCACAGGUGAAGCGCUGUGCAGCCCAGUUGGCUGAAGCUCUGGAUUUCAUGCAUGGCAAGGCUUUAGUGCACAGGGACAUAAAGCUGGACAACGUGUUGCUUUAUGAUAGAGAGUGUCAUCGUGUGAAGCUGGCUGACUUUGGUCUGACACGACUGGAGGGCACAAAAGUCGCUGCCAUGUCUGGCACCUUGCCUUAUUCCCCACCUGAGCUAUGCCUGCUUGAAGGCACAGAGACCUUAUCCUUGGACCCCAGCCUGGAUGUCUGGGCCUUUGGGGUGCUGCUCUUCUGCCUCUGCACUGGCUGUUUCCCUUGGGAUGUAGCAAUGAGUCCUGACCCUCAAUUUGAGGAAUUUGUCAUCUGGCAGAAUCGCACAGUGCCAGGAGAGACUCCAGGCCAGUGGAAAGGAUUCACUACUCAUCUCUUGGGGAUGUUCCGCCGCUUAAUGACCAUUGAUCCUGAUCGUCGUAGUCCUGCUAUUGAAGUACAUAAAUACUUACGUCUGCCUUGGCGUGUGAACACAAAUGGGGGUACACAGAUUCCCCAAACUGAUGCUCUCAAAGGAGGAGAUGCAGAUGACUUCUCCAGUAACCCAUCUGAGGACGAUAUUGGCCUUGGCAGCAACUCCAAGGAGAAUUGUAUUGGGCAAAUACAGCCAGACCUGAUUAUCUCAGAGAAAACACACAUCAUACAAAUGGGUACCAGUUCUGGAAACAAUUGUAGUCCACAGAACGGCUCAAGACUAAUUGAGCCUGGGCUCCAGCCCUGAAGAAAGCUUUGGAAGACAAUGCAAUUCCCCUCCAUGGACACAUCAGAGGCAGUUGAAAGGCCCAUGUUCAAGCAUGAGGACUUAGCAGUAGUUUGACUAACUAACUAAGCAGAAGCUUCCAGAAAACUGAGUGAAAUGUCACCUCCCCACUUUAUCUGUUGGUUAGGCAGAGUAGUACUAGCCACUCAGUAGAGAUUGCUUUGCUCUGUGGGCAGAGAGCUGGUGUUGGUUGGAACAUGCCACAUUUAGGGAUGUCAAUCUUCCUUUAUUUCAUUUUCACAUAACCAAGAGCAGGUAAUUUGCAAAAAAAUUUGCCUCUUCCAGACAAGAUUAUGUGAGUUUUUGCACAAUUUUGUUGAUUUUUCACAUUUCUGGACUUUUUUUGUAUGUGCAAAAAAUUCAUUUUCACACAGACAAUGUUUUUUUAUGGAGUAGCUAGACACUAUUAUCAGGUCAUAGAAAUUCAAUGUUUUCUAUUUGCAGUCUUUCCCCUGUAUCCACAGGUUCUGCACCCAUAGAUUCAACAACCCAUGGCUUCAUUUUUUUUAAACCCAUAAAGGAAAUCUUGAUUUUGCCAUUUUAUAUAAAGGUCAGCCUUGUAUUACACCAUUGCAUACAACAGAACCCAAGGAUCCACCAAUUUGGGUAUCUACAGGGAGUUGUGGAUCCAAACCAAAGCAAACACCAAGAGCCCAUUGCAAGGUUCAAAAGUCAAAUAGAUUAUAUGUAUGUCAGGCCCAUUGCCCCCUAAACUUAACCUCCAGGGCCAGUAUGCUCUUAAUCUACAAAGUGUUAACUAAGUAAGCAACUUAUUUUUGCUCAUGCAGUUGUCCUUUAUCACUAAAUCACCAGGCAUGAUAUACCUUAAUGUAGUAAGAGAUUAUGGGCAGUGAAAUCCUUUGUUAUUUUAGUGUUUGUUUAUUGGUUAAGGCCUACAGCAUGGCUGGUCUGAACGAUAAUGGCGCUAUGUCUAAAUCCUCAUACAUCAGUGGUACUCAAGAGUUGUAGUCAGUCAAUUUGCCUGCUCUGUGAGCUGUUGGUUGCUGGACUACAGCAAGUUUCCAGAAUGAAAAAAACAACAACAUACACCUGUAGUCAAUGGAAACUAAAAUGGUGCCAAACCCCCUGCUAGCCUCCAUAUCAGGUAGCUUAAGAAGCAUUGUACAGUUUUAAUGAAUCAGAAACCAUAAAGGAGGCACAAGUGUGAGCAAGACACCUUUAAUUAAAGCUUGAACAAAUUAAGGGACUUCCUUGUGAGUAUAUAUUAUAGAAAGAUGUUACCAAUUGAGUGAAAUAUUUUUAUGUAUUACAUAAUGCUAGUAAAGUGCAAUAUGGAAACUUUGUUUAAAUGCUGCUUCCUCUUCUAGGGUUCUGAGCUUUGUGAUAAAAGGAAGAUAGAUACACAAAUCUUGGUCAGUAUAAUAAAAUAUUGAUUUGUGAAAUAGAAUACCAUGCAAGAUAUUGUAUGUAUAUUAAUGUUAUUGUAUCAUUGUUGAAAUUUCUAUAAUAAAUUUUU
Messenger RNA from Anolis sagrei ordinatus, 3095 nucleotides. RefSeq names its product SH3 domain binding kinase family member 3 (gene SBK3). Gene Ontology annotation, molecular function: protein serine/threonine kinase activity; ATP binding. The record is from RefSeq and is a predicted model, not a curated record. Lineage: Eukaryota; Metazoa; Chordata; Lepidosauria; Squamata; Anolidae. Gene Ontology annotation, biological process: peptidyl-threonine phosphorylation; peptidyl-serine phosphorylation.